Messenger RNA from Micromonas pusilla CCMP1545, 1062 nucleotides. RefSeq lists its product as uncharacterized. NCBI's taxonomy places the organism in Eukaryota, Viridiplantae, Chlorophyta, Mamiellophyceae, Mamiellales, Mamiellaceae. The transcript has a single exon. The record is from RefSeq and is a predicted model, not a curated record. The coding region runs from base 1 to 1062 and encodes 353 amino acids. Gene Ontology annotation, molecular function: protein binding.
AUGUCGUCGAGACUCGUCGCCGCUCGCGCGCCGACGAGUCUCGCGUCGUCGUCGGCGUCGGCGGCGGCUCGUCGGCGUCGACACGCCGCGGCGACGGCGUCCUCUUCCACGUCGGCGCCGUCCGACGUGGUCGGCGACCGAGGCGUCUCGUCUCGCCGCCGCGCGCUCCUCGCCGCGCUCGCGCUCGCGACGGCUCCGGUUCGUCCUCCCCGGGCGUCCGCGGCGUCCGCGGCCGACGCGCUCGCGGACGCACGCGAGCUGUACGGCGCGGGCGGGCUCGAAGACGCGGAGGCGGUCCUCGAGCGCGCGGUCGCGGUCGCGGACGAUCGCGAUCUCGAAGCGUCGUCGAAAGCCGCGCUCCUAAAGCUUCUCGGCGACGUCCGCGUGGACGCGUACGCGUACGAGCGCGCGAUGCGCGCGUACGACGCCGCGCUGGAGGCGGACCCGCGCGGCGCGAGCGCGAGCGGCGCGCACUUUGGCCGCGCGAACGCGCUCGAGGGCCUCGCGGCGGCGGCGGCGACGGCGGCGGCGGCGACGGCGUUGUACGAGUCGGCGAUCGACGACUACGGCGCGUGUCUCGAGCUCGCCAAACCCGGCGGCGCGGGCCCCGCGGUGCCGCUGUUCGAGCGCGCGCAGGCGUACAAACGGCUGGAACGGUGGGACGACGCGCGGAGGGACUACGCCGCCGCCGCGGUCGCGUUCGCCGACGCGCGCGCGCGAAAGGAGCAAAAAAUCGCCGAGGCGCAAGCCGCGUUCGCGACGUUCGAGACGGGCGACGUCGCCGCCGCGCGCCGCCAACUCGAAACGCUGAGCCGCCAGCUGUACUCCAGCGACGUGCGAGCCGCGCUCGUGGCGUGUUACUGGGUCGCGGGCGACGCCGCGCGCGCGGAAGAUCUGUGGCUCUCGCUGUGCGAGAUGGACGCGUCGCGGUGCGGCAAUCGGAGAGAGUCGGAGUACGCGGACGCGGGCUGGUUGCUCGAGCGCAGGAAGUGGACCCCGGGGCUCGCCGCGGGGAUGGGCGACUUUCUCGCGCUGAGGCCGGCCGCGGCGGCGGUCGAGUAG